Molecule: messenger RNA, 1092 nt
Organism: Rhizopus microsporus ATCC 52813
Lineage: Eukaryota; Fungi; Mucoromycota; Mucoromycetes; Mucorales; Rhizopodaceae
Exons: 2
Coding region: 62-1018 (318 amino acids)
Source: RefSeq, a predicted model, not a curated record
UUAUAAAAUAACCAUUUUUAUCAAUAGAAACACACACACACAAAUCUUACAUGUUGCAGUAAUGUCAGUUACACUAUCCUCCUUCACUCGUUCCGAUCCUGUUUCGAUACCCACAUCUAAUAAUAAAAAUACGGAUAAUGAGCAAUCUUACAAGGACAUGAUUAAGCAAUUAGCUGCACAGGCGCCUGAACCAUAUGGGGCUAUUCCACCCCUAAAACGAAAGCAAAAGAAAAAAAGGCCCAAAGAAACAGCAAUACGACGAUUAUCCUAUGUUGAGAAUUGGCUUGCAGUAGACAGUAAAGAAAGUAUACCUGACGAAGAGGAUUUGAAACCAUCCUCUCCCUUUCGUAAUUUCCUCUCAACUGAUUUCCUGGUGUUACCUUUACAUAUGCCACCACCUUCAUUAAGCGCACAAAAUGAAGAACUUCCUAUAUAUGACAGUAGGCCAUCAUCAGAGAUAGAUCUUCUUCAUAUGGAAGAAGUAGAAGAAGAGGACGAUGAAGAUGAAGAAGAAGAUGAUGAGAUCGAGUAUGAUAUACCAGAUGAACAGCAACGACCUAAAACGCUGACAAAACAAAGAUCUAUCCCGUCGUUUUCCAAAUCGGUCAGGCCGUCUACAUCGACAACCAAAUCCUAUGCCAUGUCAUCAUCCCCACCACAUCAAGACGAAUCCAGCAGUUGGAUAGAAACACUACGUCGAUCGCUCGUCCUGUCUACCUCCCCUCGCCAGGCCAAACAAUUGAUUCCGAUGCCACUUCCACCACCUAAACCUCGUAUGCGUAAGAGAAGAUCAGAGGCAACGACACAGCCUAGAUUUAAUCCAGAGACGAAUACAUAUACAAGAGAUACCCGAUCAAACCCUGAUCAUUUGAGAAUGAUCUCGGCAGAAUUAAAUAUGAUGAGAGCUAGAAAGCUAUCAAGUCCUCUGAAGCCCAGAGGAUUUUUACCGAGACGCACGGAUGUGUUUAUACGUGGUGAGAACAGACGAAAAUCUUUAUUAUGUAAUGAAGUAACUUGAAUUCUCUUUUAUAUUAUCUUUUGUUUAUUGUAAAUAAUUAUCCCCUUCCCCCUUUCCCUCUCUUUCCCUUCUCG